Hermetia illucens (black soldier fly) is the source of this 4886-nucleotide messenger RNA. It is a transcript of the gene Karybeta3, whose product is annotated as importin-5. The transcript is spliced from 8 exons. The coding region runs from base 95 to 3397 and encodes 1100 amino acids. Gene Ontology annotation, biological process: protein import into nucleus. Gene Ontology annotation, cellular component: nucleus; cytoplasm. Gene Ontology annotation, molecular function: nuclear import signal receptor activity. The record is from RefSeq and is a predicted model, not a curated record. NCBI's taxonomy places the organism in Eukaryota, Metazoa, Arthropoda, Insecta, Diptera, Stratiomyidae.
CUGCUCCGCCGCACGAGCAAGUGAGAGUCGUGCGCGAAUUUGAAUUUCCUAGAUCUGAUUCUGAGUGAAGUCUGUCUUUUUGAACAACGAGACAAUGGCGGCCGAACAAGUUCAGUUCCAGCAGCUGCUAAAUUCGCUAUUAUCCACCGAUAAUGAUGUUCGCCAGGAGGCAGAGGAUGUCUACAACAAUUUGCCGCGCGACGUGAAAGUGACCCAUCUACUCGCUGCCAUCCACAAUGCCCAGAUGCCAGAGGAGUCGCGGCUUAUGGCCGCGGUCGUGUUGCGACGUCUUUUCACAUCGGAAUUCCUGGAGUUCUACAAAGAUCUAUCCCAAGAAGCAAAAGGACAACUACUCCAGCAAGUUCUGCUUGCCGUACAACAAGACGUAACACCAAAUUUGCGACGUAAAAUCUGUGAAGUUGUGGCUGAAGUCGCUCGGAAUCUAAUCGAUGAAGAUGGCAACAAUCAAUGGCCAGAUUUCCUUCAGUUCCUUUUCCAAUGUGCAAAUUCACAAACCGUUCAACUGCAAGAAUCAGCUCUACGUAUCUUUGCAUCAGUACCCGGAAUCUUUGGCAACCAAGAGGCUCAAUAUUUAGAUCUAAUCAAACAAAUGCUAGAAAAAAGCCUCGAUCCAAGCGCCGAUACUGACGUUCGAUUCCAAGCCGUACGAGCUGUAGGAGCGUUCAUUCUACUCCACGAAAAGGAUCAGGCAGUUCUUAAGCAUUUCCAGGACUUACUCCCACGCAUGAUUAUGAUUACAGCAGAAAGCAUUGAAGCCCAGGAUGAUCAAAACUUGUUGAAGCUUCUCAUCGACAUGACCGAAAGCUGUCCGAAAUUCUUGCGACCCCAGAUUGAAGUUAUCUUUGAAAUGUGUAUGAAGGUGUUUGCUAGCACAGAUGUAGACGAUCAAUGGCGGCAUUUGGUAUUGGAAGUUAUGGUUUCGCUAGCCGAAAACGCAGCUCCGAUGGUCCGCAAGCGGGCCGAAAAGUAUGUCGUCGCAUUGAUUCCUCUGGUUCUGCAAAUGAUGACAGAUUUGGAUGAAGAUGACGAAUGGGCGGUUUCAGACAUGAUUGCAGAGGACGACAAUAGCGACAAUAAUGUGAUUGCUGAAUCCUCCCUUGAUCGAUUGGCUUGUGGACUCGGUGGAAAGACGGUACUUCCCCAUAUUAUUAGCGCGAUACCGACUAUGUUAGCGAACCCGGAUUGGAAACAAAGACACGGAGCCUUGAUGGCUAUCUCUGCAAUUGGUGAAGGUUGCCACAAACAAAUGGAAACUAUGCUCGAUGAUAUCAUGAAUGGCAUUUUGAAUUUCUUGAGAGACCCACAUCCAAGGGUCAGGUAUGCAGCAUGUAACGCUAUUGGUCAAAUGUCAACAGAUUUUGCACCUAUUUUCGAGAAGAAAUUCCAUGAACAAGUGAUUCCGGGCUUGUUGGGUCUUUUGGACGAUGUCGAAAAUCCACGUGUACAAGCUCAUGCCGGAGCUGCUUUGGUGAAUUUCAGUGAAGAUUGUCCGAAACAUAUUUUGGUGCGAUAUUUGGACGGAAUUAUGCAAAAAUUGGAGUCAAUAUUAAGUGCAAAAUUCAAGGAGUUGGUGGAGAAAGGAAACAAGCUCGUAUUAGAGCAGGUUGUGACAACAAUCGCAUCAGUUGCCGAUGCAUGCGGCAAAGAAUUUGGUACUUACUACGAUCGUUUGGUACCGUGCCUCAAAUACAUUAUCCAAAAUGCGAACGCCGAAGAAUUGCGCAUGCUACGAGGCAAAACAAUUGAAUGCAUCAGUUUAAUUGGCUUGGCCGUUGGACGUGAUAAGUUCUUGAACGAUGCCAACGAAGUGAUGAAUUUACUCUUGAAAACUCACUCAGAAGGCGAUCUACCGGACGAUGAUCCACAAACCGCUUAUCUCAUUUCCGCGUGGGCUCGCAUGUGCAAGAUUCUAGGCAAGCAAUUCGAACAGUACUUGCCACUUGUGAUGGGACCCGUCAUGCGAACUGCUGCAAUGCGUCCUGAAGUAGCACUUUUGGACAACGAUGAAGUCGAGGAUAUUGAGGGCGAUGUCGAUUGGUCGUUCAUUAACUUGGGUGAACAGCAAAAUUUCGCCAUUCGAACAGCUGGUAUGGAAGAUAAGGCGUCUGCAUGUGAAAUGCUUGUGUGCUAUGCGCGCGAAUUGAAAGACGGUUUUGCUGAUUAUGCAGAGGAAGUUGUACGCUUGAUGGUCCCAAUGUUGAAAUUCUAUUUCCACGAUGGCGUGCGAUCAGCUGCCGCUGAAUCUCUCCCAUAUUUAUUGGACUGUGCAAAAAUCAAGGGCCCACAAUAUCUAGAGGGAAUGUGGCAAUAUAUUUGCCCUGAAUUGCUGAAAGCUAUUAGCACAGAGCCGGAAACAGACGUCCAAUCAGAAAUGUUACAUUCAUUAGCAAAAUGUAUUGAGUCAUUGGGCGCAAGUUGUUUGUCGGACGAAUCAAUGAAGGAAAUUUUGAAAAUUAUUGAGAAAUACAUGAAUGAUCAUUUCGAGAAGGCCAGCAAACGUGCAAUGGCCAGGAACGAGGAAGAUUAUGACGACGGCGUUGAAGAGAUUUUAGCUGAGGAAGACGACAAUGAUAUUUACCUACUUUCAAAGAUUGCUGACAUCGUUCAUGCAUUGUUCUUGACUACGAAAAAUAAUUUCCUCCCCUACUUCGACACCGUAUCGCCAUUGUUUAUCAAAUUAUUGGAUCCAGCAAGACCGUGGGCCGAUCGUCAGUGGGGUUUAUGUAUUUUCGAUGAUGUUAUUGAAUAUUGUGGACCACAAUGUGUACAGUAUCAGCAAAUCUUCACGCAACCCAUGCUCCAAUAUGUAACUGAUAAAUCUUCGGAAGUGCGACAAGCAGCUUGUUAUGGAUGUGGUGUUUUAGGACAGUUUGGUGGUGAACAAUUCGCUGUAACAUGUGCCCAAGCAGUCCCCAUUCUCGUCGAAGUGAUAAAUGCACCGAAAAGUCGCGAACCAGAAAACGUGAACCCAACAGAAAACGCUAUUUCUGCAGUCACCAAAAUACUCAAAUACAACAGUUCAGCCAUUCAAAAUAAAGACGAAAUAAUCAACUUAUGGCUUUCGUGGCUCCCUGUUGUUGAGGACGACGACGAAGCACCUCACGUCUACGGUUACUUGUGUGAUCUAAUCCAAACGAACCCAGCCAUCCUAGGAGUGAACAAUUCGAAUCUUCCGCGAAUUGUGAGCAUAAUUGCGACAGCUUUUCAAGUGGACGUUGUGAAACCAUUGAGUGAAGUUGGAACACGUAUGAUUGGCAUUGUGAAACAGAUUGAAGCAAAUCCAGAAGUAUUUCAAGCAUGCAUUCAACAGUUGUCCAGCGAACAGAAGCAUGGUCUUGAAGAAGCCUAUCGGGAAUUGGCCAAUCCCCCAGCAUAAACUAAAUUGAAAAUAUUAUAUAUAUAAAGGAACCCUAAAUUAAAAUACAUUAAAACAAGAUAAUUACAAAUAUAUACCUAAUAAUAAAACAUUAUUAUUACACUCACAAUUUACAACUAUCUAUUUUUUGUUGAGCUAAUUUCUUUUAUUCCAAGUAUCUCACGGCAUUUCAUACUUGUGUUCCACAUAUACAGUUGAUUAUUUUGUAAAGUCUUCCUUUUAAUUUUGUCUCGUCUGUAAGCCACCAUAGCAACCUAUAAAAACCUACACAGAAACAACGGUUUAACCUAAAGCAGACAAUUCAAAUUCGAUCCAAAUCACGUGAUGUUAGAUGAAAGUUUCUCAAGUCGCGGGAGACGCGCUCCCCCUUUGAGCAUUUGCCGUUCAAGAUGAAUUGUGAAAAUAAUAGUAAAAUUGUUUGAAGUAUAGAGUUCUAAUAGAGAAUAUUAUUAAAAGGCAGAUAAACUUACCAAGUAUAUGUACAUAUGAAUAUAUUUUUAUAAGCGAAAAAUAUCUAGGCAUUCAAUUCAAAACGAAGUAUUUUCACCAAGUUUACACAAGUUUCGGGACGGCGUCAGAGCCGACAAACCCCACGUGCUAUCGACGAGUAUCGUAAACUUACAACGCAGCAAACGAAACGACGAAAUCUUCAGAGUAAUUGAAAUAAUCGAGUUAAUUUGUUUCGUCGAUUGAUUUUCUAUUUUCGUUGACCAAGUGUUUUUCUAUUGUUAAAUUAUCUCGUCUAAUUGUUGAGAGACAAACUCGAAAAGAUUCCUUGUGAAUUGUGUAAUUAAUGUAAUAUAGUGAAAGAGAAAAGUAUCUACCGACGCUUUGCUUCUGUUUUUGCUCAUUCUCCACAUUGUCGGAUGAGAUCAGGUCCAUUUUCCCUCAAGAAAACUAGUGAUAAAUAGUAAUAGAAGUCGGUAGUGGGAAAUUCAGUAAGGAAGCCCCCAAAACCUCUUAAAAGACUGGAACCAAGAAAUUUUAUUCCAAUGAAAUCAAUUGAAUAUCACUUUGUAAGGAACAUGUAAGUAAAUUAAAAGUGUUCUACGCUUGACGCGCGGAUAUAUUUAUUUUUAUCGUAGAAUUUUUCAAUUUUGUAUUUCUUAUUUUGUUGUCGCCAACAUCACGUUAAUGUCAUAUUUCGAGAGACUAUCGCAAUCAAGAGCUACCUUUCUUGCUUUCAUUUCUUGAUGGAUUACAAGCGAACUUCAAUAUUUUGUAGCAAAAAAUAGGUACUGCAUGCAGAGUUAAGAAGAGAACUAACAAAACCCAUUCAUAUUCAUUUUGUAUAUUUAUAAGAGAAUAUUUACCAUAUAUAAUAUUUUUUCUUUGUUUAUGCAAACUUAUUAGAACUUUAAAACCAACAAAGUAAUAAUCAAGUUUAAUGAUGGAUUUAAUGAGAUUCAAAUGGAAAGAUGUAAUCAAUCAGAUAUCGAUUAAAGUGAAAAUGGCAUUUAUGGCCUUGGCUUCAAAAGAUUCAUGUAAA